GAAAAGUGAAAAAAGUUAGCAAAACAGAAUGGGAAGGGGGAGGGAAUCUUGUGAUACUUUUAGCUCUCAGCCAUAGUCUGGAUCUGUGUAAGUAGGUGUGACCUCUGCCAAACAAAAUGCCCAGAGGAGAUCAUUAUUUUGAUGGCAGCUUUGGCCGAGGGAAGAAAUUCACUUCACUUUCAACAGAAGAGGCUGCAGGUAUUGGACUUCUUGUUGUGGUUCUUGCAGCUUUAUUGCUCAUUGGCUGUUGGUAUUAUAAAAAGCGCAGAGGUUAUAGAAACCUUUUGAGUAAGAACUUCAGAAUGACCACUAUGAAGACAUCAGAUGGUAAAAGUGCCUUGCUGGGCUCCAAGCUAAGUCUGCAGGAAUACAACAGCAACUUUACCCAAGCGGUGCCUGAUGCUCCACCAGCUUAUGAAAAGAUCUCUACCAACCCAUUGCCACCGCCUUAUGCGCCAUGAAACUAGAACAAAGCUAUUCACUACCUGUUUAAUUGCAUACAUUGCCAUUAAUUUCUAGCAGUACCUGAAAUGCAUGUAAUUAUUACUAGUUUAAAAAAAAAAACCCAGUUGUUCCCUAUUGCAUGUGGUCCUUAAGACAUCGAUGACACACCCUUUGCAUCUUUGCUGUAUUCUUUGUAUGGAAUUAUUUAACCUAAGUUUAAUGGAAAUUAUAUACAAGGAAAACUACCAAGCAUAAUAAAUAUUGAAGAACAAGAACAA
Molecule: messenger RNA, 722 nt
Organism: Anolis sagrei ordinatus
Lineage: Eukaryota; Metazoa; Chordata; Lepidosauria; Squamata; Anolidae
Gene: MLANA
Product: melan-A
Cellular component (GO): trans-Golgi network; endoplasmic reticulum membrane; melanosome
Source: RefSeq, a predicted model, not a curated record